Messenger RNA from Priapulus caudatus, 2014 nucleotides. RefSeq names its product DNA polymerase delta subunit 3-like. Gene Ontology annotation, cellular component: nucleus; delta DNA polymerase complex. NCBI's taxonomy places the organism in Eukaryota, Metazoa, Priapulida, Priapulimorpha, Priapulimorphida, Priapulidae. The record is from RefSeq and is a predicted model, not a curated record. Gene Ontology annotation, molecular function: DNA-directed DNA polymerase activity. Gene Ontology annotation, biological process: DNA strand elongation involved in DNA replication; nucleotide-excision repair, DNA gap filling; DNA synthesis involved in UV-damage excision repair.
GUGACUUAUAAAUGGCUCAGCAGGCGGUUAAAUGUUCAUGUUAACCAAGCCAAACAGAUGUUAUAUACCUUUGUACAGCACGAGAGAAAUACAAAACAUAAUGACAACUUGGAAGUAAUAUAUAUGGUCUCUGGAUUAGCCAAGUCACAAACUGGAGAAAUAAGGGUACAAAAGGUUGUGAUCACACCAGAGGAGCAACUAGAUUUGGUGGAGAGCUCAGUUGAUCAUGUGAAUGGUGUGCACAUGUUCAGUGUGCAAAAAUCCAAACUAAAGGAUCUAAAUACUCUAUAUUUGGUUGACUACAAUGAGAAAAAGAAGAGUAUAUAUGAAUCUGAAAAACACAGUGCUAUAUCGUGUAUAGCCGCAAGACAAAAACUAGAUGUUCCGACCCCAGAGCAGCCGCAGUCUGUACAAGGGCAAGCACCAGUGUCAAAGCAGACGGAGCAAAAUGGAACACAUCAGGCAAGGCAGUCUACAGUUAAGUCUUCACAUCAGAAGAACGCUGCUAAGAAGGGAAUCGUGAGCAUGUUCGCAAAUCACAAAGCCGCUAGUAAAGAUACAGGGAAAAAGGAUGACAUCAAGAAGGAAGACGAGCAAGAAGGGAAACAGAAACUAGUCCAAGCAGAAAAGGGGUCACAAAAGAAUGUUAAUGGACAGAAAAAGGAUAAGGCAAAGAUUGGAAACCUGAUGGCCUGCUUUGGAAAGCAAGCAGCAAAGGCAGCUGAGAAGCAGUCUGCAAAUGGGACCAAUGAGAAGCAGCAAGACCCAUGCAUUAAAGAGACCAAGAAACCCACAGAAGCUCCCAAAAAGAAAGAGGAAAUCGCCAUGACAGCAUCCAAAGUGGACAAACAGAAGCAAGCAAAGGACGAUGCAAGAACAGCAAAAAGAGAAGAUACCAAGAAGAUGAAUACUAAACGAAAGACUGCUUCUAAAAAGAAAGGAAGAAGUUCAGAAGAUGAAGAAGAACCUGUGGCUAAGAAGAAGAGAAGGCGAAUUAGGGCGGCAUUUUCUGACAGUAGUAGCAGUGAAGAUGAAGCAAUGCAAGAAGAGCCACAACUUGAUUUUGAAGAGGAUAUAGAGGAACCAGAUUCCCCAGUGAAAUUAUCCCUACCAGCUACCGAGUCAUCUGAUGAGAUGAUACCGGACACGCCACAGCCAACAGCACCAUCUGGUGGUAGCAAAAGAAGAAUACAUAAGAGAAAGCUGGUCAGCAAAACUGUUGUGGAUGAUGAUGGAUUUAUGGUCACAGAAAAAGUAUGGGAAAGCAGUUCAGAAGAGGAGGAUGCAUCUGUGGAGCCACCAGAGAAGAAAGUGUGUAAAACUAAAGAGGAAAAAAGUCCGGCGAAGACACAAAAGUCACCUACUAAAACUAAGCAGCCUAGCGUCAUGAGUUUUUUCAAAAAGAAAUAAUGAACAUUAGUGAUAUUGGUUGGUGUUUCAAUUGAAAACUCAGAUCUAGUGUUAGAUGCCAGUACCUCUACAUUACAGUUUUGUAUCGAACCCUAGAUUGUUACCAGCUUACGCGCUGUUACAGCUAUAUCGACAUACUUUUGUACUGUAGCACAACUUUCCAUUAAUACUCUAUGGCAACUAUUACUUUUCUACGCAGUACGCAAUCUCAAAUGAUACCUCACCUAACUGUUUGUCCAAAACUGUGUGAUAGAUAUAGUAGCUCACUCCAGAGACUCCAGAGGAAAUUCUUUAACAUUUUUCUGCAAGGAAAACUGCCAGACAAUAACUCUAGCUAUUCAUUCCAAGUAUUUUAGCUCCGUUUAGUGGAACUCUGUUUAUUUGCUUCAAGUGUUUGGAAUUUCAAUUUGAUGAGGUGACGGUCCAGAUGUUCGUGGUGGUACAAAAUAAAUCGUGUUUGACGGCAGUGAUGGUAUAGUAAAUUGUCAAAGGAUUAAUAGAUUUCAUGUAUGAUAAGCAGUAUUGUGGUAAGAAAUGCAUGUCUAUAGACUAUUAAUCCACAAAUGGGCUCAAGCUGUUUGUACCAAUAAAUUGUGUUAAAAUA